UUGAUGAGUCACUCAGAUAUAAUACCCCUUGCAGCAAAAAAUGCGAUUGAUAUACCAGAGCAUUAAUGGUAUGCUAGGCAACGAAACGCGGAAAAGUGCGGCGAGAGGGGCGAGGGGUUCAAAAAGGGCGAAGGACGCCGAGAGGCGGCAAAGAGGCAACACCGAGCCGACGCAGCCACGUGCUACCGCAGAAUAUACAGAGUCUCCACCCAGUCGCUAAUCCACAAGCUGCCUUGCUUGUCCACACCGGGCUACCCACGUACGCAAGGAUGCGCGCGUCCGGUUGUUCGGGACAACACCAUAUCAGAAUGCCAAUAGGGUUCUUCCAAGCAUUAGAAAUUGCCCGAUAUUCAUGAAAAUCAUAUUUAUCUCCAUGCUUGACUUUUCACUCUGGUCAUGCAUAGGACUACAGUCAUUCAGUUAGGACUAGAGGACUCGGCAGUACCGCCGCCUCUAAACCUUCCGACUAGAGAUGUCCAACAAGAACAAGAUAGUCCACGCCCUCCAGAAACAAAAAGGGGCAAUCGUCUGAAGAGACAUUAUACUCUGAAUUUCAUCAAGGAGUCUCCUUGGUCUGUGUAUGAGAAACAUGUCGAUGUAUCUUACAAAACACCCCGACAUUCAUGCAUUGUGGCACAGAAGCGAAGCAAAGGCAAUGCCAGAGUUCAUAUCAAGAAGAUUGUAGAGCAUUCCAAAGAAGCCACUGCCAAUCGUCUGCUGCUGCUUCAGUCCGCUCCAAUUCUUUUCGUCCCCAUUCUCGAAGUUUACGAGCAACCAUCGUCUAUGUACCUUGUUUACGAGCUGGUCGAGCACACCCUCCAGGAUUUAGUUCGAAGCCAGCACUCCCUCGAGAUCAAAGAGCUAGGGGCCAUAGUGAAACAGAUUCUUGAAGGACUCAUCUACCUCGAAGUAAACGGGGUAGGGCUCCUGGACCUCGAGUGUGCGGAUAUUAGGUUCAGGCCAAACGGCUGCCUCCAGAUAGGAAGCUUCAACCUCCGCGACUGGACAGAAGACCAGAUCAGGCUCCGGACUUCCUGGCUGAAGUCGAUUACUUCUAGCCUGGUCCAGAAAACCACCGACGGUGUCACGGAACCAAAGCUGUGGCAUCCAUGCGCCAUGGAAUUUUUUGCUCUGAUCGAAAGUGGCGUCUCGUUGGAUCAGCUCUGUCGACAUGAACUGGUCGCAGAUUCUCCGGGCAAGAGUGUUCUUUCAAGGCUAUGGAGUAUGAUCAGAUACACCGUACUCCCUCAGCCGCUGGCCAAUAUGGUAGCGCUAUGUCCUGCAGCUUGAAUGCUUCGAUGCAUCCCAAAAAUGCGGGUUGUUAACUACACCGCUGCAAAUCAUGCGAGAAGUCAAGAUUGGUACAAUGCUACGCAUUGCUUUCUAUAUUCAAAAUCGACCAUUAAUCCAAGUUUAUGAUAUUUCCGAUAGUGAUAUGCUAGGCCCUUGACUUCUAAGUUGCCCCGGGUGAUGAC
Messenger RNA from Pyricularia grisea, 1475 nucleotides. RefSeq lists its product as uncharacterized. Gene Ontology annotation, molecular function: protein kinase activity; ATP binding. The record is from RefSeq and is a predicted model, not a curated record. Gene Ontology annotation, biological process: protein phosphorylation. The transcript has 6 exons. The coding region runs from base 397 to 1290 and encodes 297 amino acids. Lineage: Eukaryota; Fungi; Ascomycota; Sordariomycetes; Magnaporthales; Pyriculariaceae.